Molecule: messenger RNA, 1953 nt
Organism: Talaromyces stipitatus ATCC 10500
Lineage: Eukaryota; Fungi; Ascomycota; Eurotiomycetes; Eurotiales; Trichocomaceae
Product: stearic acid desaturase (SdeA), putative
Exons: 2
Coding region: 350-1723 (457 amino acids)
Biological process (GO): unsaturated fatty acid biosynthetic process
Cellular component (GO): endoplasmic reticulum membrane
Molecular function (GO): iron ion binding; heme binding; stearoyl-CoA 9-desaturase activity
Source: RefSeq, a predicted model, not a curated record
GCUGUCAGUCGAGAGGUUCUCUUCUCGGAUAUCUCUGACCGAACAUCUCCUGUCGUUUCACUCCCUCAUAUCAUGAUACAGCUUCGUCUCAGCUCUCACUGCGCUACUCCAUAGCGAAUGCCAUCACCGAGCCGAGGCCUGCCCGUUGCAUAAUCUUCCCCAACGUCGCCCGAUCACGGUGGGUCCGCCCAACCUUACUUACUUUUUGCCUCCCCGCCUGCUUACUUAUAUCUUUAAAAGUCUCUCUUUCCUCUCACUACUGUCAUUCUUUCAAUCAUCUAUCCUCAUCGUGUACUCACUGCUCACACUGUCAAUCCCCCAGCUGGGCAGGCAUUGAUUGACGACAGCCAUGUCUGCAACCACGGCAGAUGCCAGGUCUCGACCUGCAGACACCAAAAAGGUGCACAUCGCCGACACCAAGAUGACCCUCAGAAACUGGUACAAGCAUGUCGACUGGUUGAAUGUGUACUUCAUCAUUGGAAUUCCUCUCAUCGGAUGCAUCAUGGCAAUCUGGGUCCCUCUGCAGUUCAAGACGGCUGUCUGGUCUGUCCUAUACUACUUCUACACUGGUCUGGGCAUUACAGCUGGAUACCACCGUCUCUGGGCUCACUGCUCCUACUCAGCCACUCUCCCUCUGCAAAUCUUCCUCGCCGCCGCCGGUGGCGGCGCCGUCGAGGGCUCCAUCCGCUGGUGGGCUCGCGGCCACCGCGCGCAUCACCGAUACACCGAUACCGACAAAGAUCCCUAUUCGGUCCGCAAGGGUUUCAUCUACUCGCACAUGGGAUGGAUGGUCAUGAAGCAAAACCCCAAGCGUAUCGGCCGCAGUGAUAUCACCGACUUGAACGAGGAUCCUCUGGUCAAAUUCCAACACCGCCACUACAUCAAGAUUGUUCUGUUCAUGGGUCUCAUUUUCCCCACGUUGGUCGCCGGUCUUGGUUGGGGUGAUUGGAUGGGCGGUUUCGUUUACGCCGGUAUCCUGCGUAUCUUCUUUGUCCAGCAGGCCACUUUCUGCGUCAACUCUUUGGCUCACUGGCUCGGUGACCAGCCUUUCGAUGACCGCAACUCUCCUCGUGAUCACGUCAUUACCGCUCUUGUCACCCUCGGCGAAGGUUACCACAACUUCCACCACGAGUUUCCGUCUGACUACCGCAAUGCUAUUGAAUGGCACCAAUACGACCCCACCAAGUGGUUCAUCUGGACCUGCAAGCAGCUCGGUCUCGCCUACGACUUGAAGCAGUUCCGGGCCAACGAGAUUGAAAAGGGCCGUCUCCAGCAACUUCAGAAGAAGCUCGACAAGCGCCGCCAACAGCUCGACUGGGGUAUUCCUCUCGACCAACUUCCCGUCAUGGAAUGGGAAGAAUAUGUUGAACAAGCAAAGAAUGGCCGUGGUUUGAUUGCCGUUGCCGGUGUUGUCCACGAUGUGACUGAUUUCAUCAAGGAUCACCCCGGUGGCAAGGCUAUGAUUUCAUCUGGAAUCGGCAAGGAUGCUACUGCUAUGUUCAACGGCGGCGUGUACUUCCACUCCAACGCUGCCCACAACUUGCUUUCUACUAUGCGCGUCGGCGUUAUUCGUGGCGGUUGCGAAGUCGAGAUCUGGAAGCGAGCUCAAAAGGAGAACACCAACGUGGACUAUGUCCGAGACACCAACGGCCAACGCGUCGUUCGGGCCGGUGAACAAGUCACCAAAAUCCCGCAGCCGGUUGCCACUGCCGAUGCUGCUUAGUUAAAAUGAUGACCGUUACGACCUUUUUUUUCCCCCUCCUCUCUCUUUUUCUCGCUCUGUAAUAAAUAUAUCAUGGUUGGAGGAGCUCCAGCCUCAUUCCUUCCUUCCCCUUCCUGGUGUUUUAGACGGUUGCUUUUUUUUUCUCCCUUUUAUCUGGAGUUGGAAGGAAGGAUGUAUCUUUAUCAGACAAUAGUAGUCAUAGCGAAUACAGAAUUGCAUACAGCAGAACC